AUGCAAGACCUGCAAGUGAGUGUCCCGGUAUUGCCUCGAUCCCCUUCUAACUCGGUCAGAAUCCGUCGAGUGAAAUGCGGAGAAGAGAGACCAUCGUGCACGCGGUGUACAAGCACGGGCCGAAACUGCGAGUACGAUCGCGCCCCAUCCACCGCUCUACAGUAUCCACUGUCGGCAUCCUCCCCUGUUCAGGGCGAGCGUCAUGCCUUUGAAUACUACUUCUAUCACGCCGCCCAAGGGCUGUCCGACACGCUCGAUUUCGGCUUCUGGUGCGGGACGGUGCUCCAGAUCUGCCGCGCUGAGCCUGUUGUCUGGGAUGCAAUUGUCGCGCUGAGCACAUUGUAUGAGUCGCCCACUGUACUGUCCGGGCUGUAUGAUACGCCUCCUGUGCAGUCCAGGUUAUAUGACGCGCCCCCUAUGUGGUCCAGGUUGUAUGGUGCACCCCCUGUGCGGUCCAGGGACUUGUCGUCGCACCUUUUGUCCAGUACAGUGCCGACUCAACGUCAACAGCAGGCCUUGACAUGGUACUCCCGGUCCAUAGGGAGGCUGCAGUGGCAGAUCGAACGAGGGGUGGUGGAUGUCACGGUGGCGCUUGCUAGCUGCAUUCUGUUCAUCUGCAUUGAGAUCCUUCAGGGGAAUGUCCGCGAAGCGCUAGCGUUAUAUAAACGGGGGUUGCAACUAGCAAGAUCUAUAACUACACCCACCUCGGCGAUGAUUGUGAUUACAUCUGUGCUGCAGCGCAUGGGCCCAUGGGCACUCAUCAUCGGCGGUGUUCCACAUAUAUCUGGGGGGAGUUGUAGCGAUGAUGAGUCCCGCACGAAUACCCCCUUUCUCUCCCUCUCCGAAGCCCGAAGUCGUCUUCAUGCUUUCUUUCCGGAGUGGAAGGAUCUUGACUGUGACUGGAAGGUAGCUCGUCCGAGACAACACACAGGAACGUCUACACCGGAAGGUUCGCUUCACAUCCCACAAAGAGUCCUCGAACACCGUAUUCUCGCCUGGCAUGCUCGAUUUAGCACAAUGCCUGAGGUUCAGCGAUACAUUCAUACUCAUGAACCCACUGGACACCGGCUUCUAGACAGACGAAACACCCACGACGGCAUCAUCGCUGGCCUAAUAAUGACAUACACCAGCAUCCUUAUCCUUACUCAAACAACCAUCAACUAUAGCGAAUCCAUAUACGACGCCUACGAUUCUGAGUUCAUGCAAAUCCUCAGGCACGCCCCCCUGGCACUAGCUGCCACGGCCUGUGAUGACGGCCACCAACCCCCCUUUGUCUUCGACAUGGGUAUCGGCAUGCCCCUGCUCAUUACAGCGCUCAAGUGUCGAUCGCCGGCGGUUCGGCGCCAGGCACUUCGUCUCCAGCGGCAGGCGCCUCAAAUCCAGAGCUUUUAUCUGGGAGCGAUGGCAACGCCCGUCGUGGCUGCUAUUGUCGCCGUCGAGGAGAAAGGGCCGUCGGUGAAUGAAGCUUUGGUGAUGGGGUUGCUGGACCAACCUGGAUGCGUCCCACCGGAUAAUCAACGAGUCUUGGAUUAUUGUGUAUUGCCUGCGGAGGUCGUUAACGGCAAGGAACCUCUGGUGUUGCAGUAUACACGCAGGGAGAGUCUAGGAGAUGAGCGGAGGAUCGUGGAGGAGAGGGUGAUGCUGGCUCAAGAUGGGGCCUGA
Messenger RNA from Penicillium riverlandense, 1662 nucleotides. RefSeq names its product Zn(II)2Cys6 transcription factor domain-containing protein. Lineage: Eukaryota; Fungi; Ascomycota; Eurotiomycetes; Eurotiales; Aspergillaceae. Gene Ontology annotation, molecular function: DNA-binding transcription factor activity, RNA polymerase II-specific; zinc ion binding. The record is from RefSeq and is a predicted model, not a curated record. Gene Ontology annotation, biological process: regulation of DNA-templated transcription. The transcript has a single exon. The coding region runs from base 1 to 1662 and encodes 553 amino acids.